Molecule: messenger RNA, 1347 nt
Organism: Effrenium voratum
Lineage: Eukaryota; Dinophyceae; Suessiales; Symbiodiniaceae
Source: the annotation of a GenBank genome assembly
AUGGUCUUUGAGGGCUUCAACCCGCCCCAGAAGAGCGCCACCACGGAGGGGCCCAUGCUGCGCCGACGCGCCGGCAGCCUGCCGAAUCUCUUGGCCAGGCGGACGACCACAGGAAGCACCACUAGCAACAAGUGGCACGAGGAGAACCGCAUCCCCGGGGCACACCAGUCGAGAGCCAGCCCUGCCUUGCCCACACCUGGGCCGGGAGACUACAACAACACCACCAAGGAGAAGGUCCCAGGUGGCAGCUACUUUGGCACCGGACAUGUCACCGUUGGCCUGGACAACAGCGAUGCAUCCUUCACCAUGGCCCAGGAGAAGCAGUGCUUCAUCAAGAACGACUUGAACAAGAACGGCACCUUGGACUUCCAGGAGCUUUGCAGGCUGCUGCGGAAGGGUGACCCAGCUGUGACGGACACCGAGGUGCAUGCCCUCUUCCAAGCCUUGGACGCCAACGGGGACGGCAGCAUCGGGUUUCAAGAGCUCUCAGAGUAUCUCCACCCACCGGGCUCCACCUUUGAACACUCCACCUGGCGCAAAAAGCUGCGGAACGCCUUCAGCCUCUCCCAGCCGGGGCCAGCGGACUACGUGGGCAACGACCGGAACCUCGCGGGCAAGCGGAACGCGCCCCGCGCUGUGAUCCCGGCCCAGAGGAGAAUGACCGACAUCGGCAUCAACCUCGACUCGCCGGGGCCCUGCGCGUAUACCAGCCUGGACACUGGUAGCGCUUUCCACAAGAAGCCCUUCGCCGCCACCUUCGGCAACGCGCCCAAGAAGAUGGACGACCGCUCCGUAUCCCCGGGCCCCGGCGCGUACCAUCAGAACUUCUCGGUCUUGGCGCACCAGAAGCAAGGCCCCCGCGCCACCAUCGGCGCGGCACGGCGGGCGCUCUGCGACGGCCAUGAGGAGACCACCCCGGGGCCCACGUCCUACGUGGGGGAGACCAAGUAUAAGGUGAAAGGCGGCAACUACUUUGGAGUGCCAGGGCGCAUGUCGCUGCCGGACCUCUCGUAUGAGAAACGGGCCUUUGCAACCUGCGAUGUGAACAAGGACGGACAUUUGAACUUGGAGGAGGUCUUCACACUCCUCAGGAAGGCGGAUAUGACGGUCACGCAGCAGGAGGCCAAACAGGUCUUCGACGCCUGCGACACCAACCGGGAUGGGAUGAUCGAGUGGGACGAGCUGAGGAACUACAUCUACCCUGCCAACGGCUACGAACACACGGCCCAAAGGAAACGCUUCAAAGACCUCUUCUCUGCCAAGUCCCCCGGGCCAUUGGACUAUGACACCGUUGCCCCGCGGAAGACCAAAGUCCAUGGGGGCACCAUCGGCCGGGCCCGGCGCUAG